CGUAAAUUGAUUUGUAUCUUCGCAUUGAAGUAUGUAGUUCCAGUGCCAUUCGAUUUCUCUUCUUGGUUUGGAGAUCAGAAGAGGAAACUCUGCGGUGAAUGCCUCCACAAUGAGUGGAGAGGAGCAGAUGAUGCAAGGGGGCACACCGGGAUCGAAUGGCCAAGAAGAGAGGAUUUUCGUUUCGGUUAGGGUGAGGCCUUUGAAUGAGAAAGAGAUUUUGAGGAACGAUGCGUCCGAUUGGGAAUGCAUCAAUGGAAACUCAAUCAAGUUCAAGCACAACCUGCCGGACCGUGCCAUGUUUCCCUCCUCCUAUACAUAUGAUAGAGUAUUUGGUAGUAACUGCCCCACAAAGCGGGUGUAUAAAGAAGGAGCAAGGGACGUUGCCCUUUCAGCAGUCAACGGUAUUAACUCAAGCAUUUUUGCAUAUGGGCAAACCAGCAGUGGAAAGACGUACACCAUGAGUGGAAUUACUGAAUAUGCAGUAGCAGAUAUAUAUGAAUACGUAGAUAUGCAUAAAGAAAGGGAAUUUGUGUUGAAGUUCUCUGCCAUGGAGAUUUAUAACGAAGCUGUGAGAGACCUCCUCAGCUCAGACAAUGUUCCACUUAGACUUCUAGAUGACCCAGAGAAAGGUACUGUUGUUGAGAGACUUACGGAGGUGACUCUGAGGGACUGGGACCAUCUGCAAAAGCUACUUUCCAUCUGCCAUGCUGAAAGGAAGAUAGGAGAGACCUCUCUGAAUGAAACUAGCUCCAGAUCUCAUCAAAUUUUGCGACUGACAAUUGAAAGUUCUGCUCAUGAAUAUAUAGGCGCUCCAAGCACUCUUAUGGCUACAGUGGAUUUUGUUGAUCUUGCCGGUAGUGAGCGUGCUUCUCAGACAUCAUCAGCUGGUGCAAGAUUGAAAGAAGGUUCCCAUAUAAAUCGCAGUUUACUGACACUUGGAACUGUAAUCCGCAAAUUAAGCAAGGGAAGAACUGGGCAUGUUCCUUAUAGGGACUCUAAGCUAACACGCAUUCUGCAGAACUCUCUGGUAGGCAAUGCCAGAACAGCGAUUAUUUGCACCAUGAGCCCUGCGCACUGUCACGUUGAGCAAUCAAGAAACACACUCUUGUUUGCAAGUUGUGCUAAAGAGGUGACUACUAAUGCACGGGUCAAUGUGGUGGUGUCUGAUAAAGCAAUGGUAAAGCAACUGCAAAGAGAGUUGUCUAGACUAGAGAAUGAGUUGAAGAGCUUGGUGUCGAAUUCCAUCACGUACGAUUUUGCUGCCUUACUGAAGGAGAAAGAUCUUCUGAUUGAAAAGAUGGGCCAAGAGAUUAAAGAAUUGACUCAGCAAUCUCAGCUUACUGAGUCUCGCAUUAAGAAUAGUCAGCAGUCAGUUGGAGGAGACCAGUUUUUAAGAAUUGAUGAAUAUUCUAUAUCAGAGUCAUCAGGUCCAGCAAAUCCUCUUUGUCUUGAUCUAGGUCCCAGAACAUGCAGUACGUCUAAAGAUCUUCACGGAUCCAGUGUGCAUAAUUCCAACAAGGAUCACCAACAAUUUUCUGGUAAUUCAGUGGACAACUUACUGCUGGAUGUCAGUACUCCUAAGUUUGUUGACCCUGAUCUAUAUCGGUCUGGGGAGGAGAUUGCUGAAAGAGCUGAUGCAGCCUCUGAAGAUAACUGCAAGGAAGUUCGAUGUAUUGAAGUGGAGGAAUCUCCAGGAGAUCAAAAUAUUGAAUCCGUUCUUCCCUUACCUGGUCCUAUAGAACAAGUUGGACAAUUCCCCUUGAGAGAGCCCCUGAAUGAAGAUGUUGUAACAUCCCCACAGAAGGGACCUAAGGAGGCAACAAAUGGAGAUGCUGUAACAUCCCAACAGAAGGGACCUGAGGAGGCAACAAAUGAAGAUGCUGUAACAUCCCAACAGAAGGGGUCUACGAAGGCGACAAAUGAAGAUGCUGCAACACCCUCACAGAAGGGAUCUGAGGAGGCUAUGGAUGAAGAUGCAGUGUCAUAUCCACAGAAGCGAUCUGAGGAGGUUAUGAAUGAAGAAGCAGUAUCAUCCCCAGAGAAGGUAGCUAAGGAUAUGAAUGGUGUUGAUGACGACAACACUUACAAUGAUCUGAAGCAAAGAAUUCAGAGCAUGCAAAAGGCCAUCAACCGUCUGAUCAGUUUCUGUCCUUCAGACCGAUCUCCAUCCUCUGAAGCAUAUUUUUUGUCUAGCACUAGAAGCUCGAAAUUCGCUAGAAGCAAAAGUUGUAGGGCAAUUAUGCAAUCUGCUCAUUGGUUCGAGAAGGCAGAACAGAAUGAAAACACGCCACCUGCUGGGUCUGAGAAGGAGUACUUCCCCAGCAUUAAAGAAGGCCCUCAGAGAAGUCUUUCUGCAAUGAAGCUUGGUGCCAGAAGUGGAAAUUUUUUGAGAAAAGCUUCUCAAAAUUAUGUUAAGAGCGUUUCCACAGAAGAACAGAACAGCAGGAAGUCUGAUACAGAGGAUGCGAAAAGCACCCCCAAUUUUACUGCAAGACAGAGUGAAGCGGCCAAACCUCAGUCCAAGAGACUAUUUAAUGAUUUGGAACGAGAUGCCGCAAUAAGGACCUAUGAGCACAGGAACAGCGUAAAAGAUGCUGGCGUGCAUGGUGCCUUGCUGCCUGGUUCUAAUUGGCCCUUCGAUUUUGAAAGGCAGCGGAGAGAAAUAAUUCAACUCUGGGAUGCUUGCAAUGUGCCAUUGGUUCACAGAACCUUUUUCUUUCUUCUCUUCAAAGGUGAACCAUCGGACGCAGUGUACUUGGAAAUAGAGCUCAGACGGUUGUCCUUUCUCAAGGUUAUAUUUUCAAAAGGAAGUAGCAAAGAGAAUCGAACUCUAACACCAGCUUCAAGUGAGAAGGCUCUCAAUCGCGAGAGAAAAAUGUUGAGCAAGAGAGUGAAGAAGUUCUCAGAGAAGGAACGAAAACGCCUUUAUCAAAAAUGGGGUAUUGGGUUGAAAACCAAAAGAAGGAGCCUUCAAUUGGUACACCACUUAUGGAAGGUACCAAAGGACAUGCACCAUGUGCAGGAGAGUGCUGUCCUUGUUGCGAAGCUGGUGGGCUUUGUGGAAACAGGCCAAGCCCCGAAGGAGAUAUUUGGACUCAGCUUCUUAUCCUCCUGGCCGCUAAACCGGAAAACCUUUAGAUGGAAACACAGUAGUUUGUCUCUUCUCUCAUAAGCUUUUUGGAACUAGAAAGGUACGGUACCUAUGUUGAAAUAUCUCCUUCUGAUUCUUACCAUAUAAACCCCCUCCACUUACUAAAUUGGAAGCAUUUUUCAUUUCCUCUCUUCCAUCUAUUAUUUUCUCUCUCUCCCCUUCCCCUUUUUUAUUUGUUUCCUUUUCUUUCUUGUUUCGAGUUGUUGUCAGCGAAAUUUGACUCGAGAUGAAAUGGAUAUUUUGUCUCACUGAACAAUAGAGCCCGGGUUUUGAUUUCUUAAGAGAACACUAAAUUAACUGAAUAAAUUCCUUUUUUACUGCAGGACACAGCCCAC
This is a messenger RNA of Corylus avellana, 3486 nucleotides long. RefSeq names its product kinesin-like protein KIN-7E. Gene Ontology annotation, biological process: microtubule-based movement. Gene Ontology annotation, molecular function: ATP binding; microtubule binding; microtubule motor activity. The record is from RefSeq and is a predicted model, not a curated record. Lineage: Eukaryota; Viridiplantae; Streptophyta; Magnoliopsida; Fagales; Betulaceae.